Molecule: messenger RNA, 980 nt
Organism: Bursaphelenchus xylophilus (pine wood nematode)
Lineage: Eukaryota; Metazoa; Nematoda; Chromadorea; Rhabditida; Aphelenchoididae
Source: the annotation of a GenBank genome assembly
AUGGACGUGGAAAACCGUUUAAAGGCUUAUCGUUUUGUGGCCUAUUCGGCCGUCACUUUCUCCGUGGUCGCCGUUCUCUCGGUCUGCGUGACCUUGCCCAUGGUCUACAACUAUGUGCACCAAGUCCGCAGACAAAUGCACAACGAGAUCACCUACUGCAAGGUAAGUAUUUUUAUUAUUUGCUAUUUUGACCUGGCGACUCUUACUAAUUUUCUCGGUUCCAGGGAUCAGCCAAGGACAUCUGGGCUGAGGUCCAUCAACUCCGCAGUCAGCCAUUCGCCCCAGGAAACCGUACCGCCCGUCAGGCCGGCUACGGAGACUCUGGCGUUGGAGGUGGUAGCGCUGCCGCCGGUGGCGGAAGCUGCGACGGCUGCUGCUUGCCCGGUCCCCCAGGACCAGCCGGUACUCCCGGUAAGCCAGGUCGCCCUGGUAAGCCCGGAGCUCCCGGUCUCCCUGGAAACCCAGGAAAGCCGCCAGUCCAGCCUUGCGAGCCCGUCACCCCACCCCCAUGCAAGCCAUGCCCACAAGGACCACCCGGCCCUCCAGGUCCACCAGGACCCCCAGGAGAUGCUGGAGCCCCAGGUCAGCCCGGAAACCCAGGACAAGAUGCCGCCCCAGGAGAGCCCGGACCAAAGGGACCACCCGGUCCACCAGGACAGCCCGGUCAACCCGGAGCCCCAGGAGAACCAGGAGCCCCAGCCGUCUCCGAGCCAAUCGUCCCCGGCCCACCAGGACCUCCCGGAGACCAGGGACCACCAGGCCCACCAGGACCACCAGGACAGCCAGGAGCCGAUGCCGGACCAGGACCAGCUGGACCCAAGGGACCACCUGGCCCACCAGGACCACCCGGAAACGACGGACAGCCAGGACAGCCCGGUCAAGCUGGACCUCCAGGCCAACCCGGAGAGAAGGGAAUCUGCCCCAAAUACUGUGCCAUCGAUGGCGGAGUCUUCUUCGAGGAUGGAACCAGACGUCGUUAA